CCCUCUCUGAGUCUCAGUCUGAGAGGAGAGGAGAGGAGGCAUGGUGCAGCAGCAAGGACACUGAACCAAACAAGCUGUGCCCCUCCUCUCGGUCUGCCUUCCUCUUCCUCCCACCUUGCCAAGGACUGCUCCCUCCAUGAAUUCCAGCCGGAGCCUCCUCUCGUCACCACUCUUUGCUAGCUCGUCUCCAAACUUGAGGAGCACUACCUCUGUCCCUUCCUCCCCAUCACCCUCACGCACCUCAGUUCCAAUGAUACAUGACAACACCGGCAGAGCAUCAUCCACGGCGUGCCACUACUCGCCGUCGCUUGUGGCAGAAGAGCAGCUUCUUCAUGGUCCCAAAGAUACCUUAACCUUGAAGGGCGAGAAGGCUUUGCUUGAGCUGCUGCUAGAUAUGGCUCUGGACCAGCACGUCGAUGGGAAGAAGAAGCUCAUCGUUAGUCAAGAGACACAAGAUAGUGAUUUCGAGAGCUAUUUAAGAGAUGCUGCAAGCCGAGUGCUUUACCAGCCACAGCCAGCAUUCACUGAAGAAGACGAUGAUGCUACUUCAGCGAGCUCUUCAACAUCGACUGCAAACUUAGGUUCAACGACGCUGGCAAAGGAGGUGGCAUUGCCAGCACAAGAAUCGAACACUUCAACCACCCAACUGGAUGUGUCGCAGCUUCACCGUGUGGAUACGAACCACUCAUACAAGGAACUGCUGAGCAAAGGGCAAGUGUUCGUUAGAUCCAAAAGGCUACUUGAGAGGAGAUCCAAGAAACGGAAUGCUCCCAGAGCAUCAAGUAAUGAGGUUCUGUGCACGGUUGUCGGCUCCAAGAAGGAAGAGAAGCCAAAGAAGGUUGGCAGAGUUCUUGAUCCAGAUGAGCCUUUUAAGUUGUUUCUACGAGAUCGUGAGACGACGGAAUUCUUGGCGGCAAAAGAAGAGAAACAUUUGUUCAGCCAAAUACAGAAUCUUAUGAAGUUAGAGGAGGCUCAGCGUAAAUUACAAGUUCAAUGUGGUCGUGAGCCGACAGUUGCAGAGUGGGCUCAGGCUGUAGGAAUGAGCUGCAGGGAGUUGCAGUCCUCUAUAAGCACUGGAAGACGGUGCCGGGAGAAGAUGGCUCGCUCCAACUUCCGCCUUGUGAUACAUGUAGCUAGAAAAUACGAGGGAUAUGGUCUUGACAUUCAGGACCUAGUUCAGGAUGGAUGCUGUGGGUUGAUGAAGACCUUCGAGAAAUUCAAUCCAAGCAAGGGAUGUAGAUUCCCGACCUACGCAUAUUGGUGGAUACGCCAAUCGAUUAAAAAGUCCAUUUUCAAGAAUUCAAGACUAAUCCGAUUGCCGGAGAGUGUCUUUGCACUUCAGAGCAAAGUCAGCAAAGCAAGAACGGAAUGCAUAAUGCAAGGGGAGCAGCCCACAAAUGUGAAUGUAGCAAGACGUGCUGGCAUCACAAUUGAGAAGCUGGCAAGACUCAGAGCAAAAUUCAGAAAACCGCGGUCCAUGCAAGAUCGAGUUUGGUCGGAUGACGGUGUCACAUUCCAGGAGAUAACGGAAGACCCAAAUGUUGAGCCUCCUGAGCUCAGCGUAGACAGGCUGAUGAUGAGGCAGCAAGUCCGCGAUUUCCUGGGGAUCCUGAGCCCCAGGGAGAAGGAAAUCAUCGAGCACCGUUUUGGAAUCCACGAUGGGGAGCCCAAAACGCUUCAUGUCAUCGGCGACAUGUAUGGCCUGUCCAAGGAGAGGAUCCGGCAGGUCCAGAACAAAGCAUUGGACAAGCUGAAAAAGAGCGUGUCGGCGCAGGGGUUUGACGUUUACUUUGAUUUGCUAACUUGAACAGGCCAAGGAUCUCUUGGUUUCAAUUCAAUUGUUCAUACAAACGGUUUUAGCAAUUAGACGUGUAUACAAUACAUCCCCCAGCCAGGGAAAUGACAGGUAUAGAACCGAAACAAAAAUGCGGUAUACAGCAGAUUCACUGUCAUCUUUUUUGUUGAUGUAAGUAAAUUUUCCCAGGAAAUUGUUGGUACAUAUUGAAUUCAGCGUCAUAUUUGGAGCUGUAAGGCUGGAUUCAGCAUCA
Messenger RNA from Phragmites australis (common reed), 2048 nucleotides. RefSeq names its product RNA polymerase sigma factor sigF, chloroplastic-like. The record is from RefSeq and is a predicted model, not a curated record. Lineage: Eukaryota; Viridiplantae; Streptophyta; Magnoliopsida; Poales; Poaceae. The coding region runs from base 137 to 1807 and encodes 556 amino acids. Gene Ontology annotation, molecular function: DNA-binding transcription factor activity. Gene Ontology annotation, biological process: DNA-templated transcription initiation; regulation of DNA-templated transcription. The transcript has 9 exons.